Dibothriocephalus latus is the source of this 498-nucleotide messenger RNA. The record is from the annotation of a GenBank genome assembly. Lineage: Eukaryota; Metazoa; Platyhelminthes; Cestoda; Diphyllobothriidea; Diphyllobothriidae.
GACAAAAUUCUGAUCGGCCAAUGGAAGGAGGAGAUUGAAGAGGCCUACCAAGUGUCCACAGAACUCAUUUCCGAAUUAAACCGCAAGGCACACAAAAUGUACGGCGCAGAGACCUCCUACAGACCCUAUCACAUGACGCUGUCGCCGGCUGGAUCACAAAAGGGACUAGGUCCUUCCAGCGACCAACAGAGUUUAACCAAACAGAGUUCCGUGCCCGCUGCCAACACGCAGAAGGCGAUCCCCAAAUUUUACUCUGUCACAACUGCUAGCAGUAUUGAUGUAGGUAUGGUUGGGCAGCCGGACCAGUGUAAAUCGCAGCCAGAGGAGCCCAAAUCGGCCGCAGCGACGAACGCCCCUGAAACCUUGCGGCCACCAAGCCUCUCCUUCAAGUCUUCCCCUUCCAAAUCCGCGCUGGCGGCUGAAACAAUAGUCGGUCUCGAUGUGAUCAGUCCUGGUGAAAAUGUGAGCUCUAAGGCAGCCGGCGAAGCUCAAUCAUGA